UGAAGACAGCGGGGCUGCAGCAAAGUGCGAAGAAGAAAAGUGACACGUUUUUUUUUAUUUGCUCAUGUUAAUAAACAAUUGUUAAGCUGAUAAGUAAAUAGACACAGUUUGUUAUAGGACGCGAAAAUGUCAGAUCACGAUGAAAUGGUCCAACGCUUUAUGGACGUGACGGGAGUCGAUUCCACACGAGCUCGGUUUUUACUCGAGUCAUCGGCAUGGAAAAUCGAUUUUGCUCUCGCUGACUUUUACGAGAACGACUCUGAAUCUGUGAACCUGCCUGGACAGGCAGAAGGCGGAGAUCAAGAGGAUCAUCAGUACGAGGCCGCAGAUGAUAUUAGAAGGCCACAGGAGCCCACGCCGACAGAAAUGAAGCCAGUCAAGUCCAAGUCAAAACCAAAAAAAAAAUCCAAUGUCACCACGUUCAAAGAUCUGAACAACAAAGACAGUAGCUCCGAAGAGGAAGAGGGACAGGCUUUCUACGCUGGUGGCUCUGAGACCAGUGGACAGCAAAUUUUGGGUCCUGGGAAAAAGAACGACAUCAUUACAGAUAUGUUUAAGUCGUGCCAAGAGCAAGCUGUCAAUGUUGAACCUAGCAAAUCUAGCGGCAGUGGCAGUAGUACUCAGCACAGACCAAAUACGUUUGGUGGAACUGGAUACAAAUUGGGCAUGACCAGUAAUGAUACCGAAGUAGUUACGCCUUCCUCAUCCGCCGAAAGAAGACCAUCGACUGGUUUGAUCACUUUAAGACUGUGGCAGAAUGGCUUCACCAUCAAUGAUAGAGAGAUUCGAGCAUACGACGAUCCAGCUAACAGAGAGUUUCUUGCAGCAAUAAAACGUGGGGAAAUUCCAACGGAAAUUCGACAAGAAGUACAGGGAGGUGAAAUGCGUCUUGAUAUGGAAGACCACCGUCAUGAAGAUUAUGUUCCUCCAAAACCCAAAGUCAAAGCCUUCAGUGGGAAAGGUCAAAUGCUUGGAAGCCCUUCUCCAGCCACCGUAGGAAUGACAGUGCCUACAGAUCCAGCUGAUCAAGCUGCCAAUGAAGCAUUAGCUAGAAACCAACUAAAUCUCAAUACCGAACAGCCACUAACAACCUUACAGAUCAGAUUAGCAGAUGGUAGUAAUGUAAGAGCUCAAUUCAAUUUGACACAUACUGUUGGAGAUGUCAGGCAAUAUAUUACAAAUAUCAGACCACAAUAUGCACUUCGAGAGUUUAGUUUACAAACAACUUUUCCUACCAAGGAAUUGACAGAAGAGAACAAAACAAUCGCAGAAGCAAACCUCCAAAACUCUGCUGUCAUGCAACGACUGAAAUAACGACUUUAUAAUUAAUAGUUUUUCACAAAUUCUUUAUCAAAGUACACAUUAAAUGGUUCUUACGAAAAAACUUGAAUUUAUACAAAAAUAUUUUCCUCUGUUCAUGAAAAUUUAGAAUUAUUAAUU
Copidosoma floridanum is the source of this 1440-nucleotide messenger RNA. Its product is annotated as NSFL1 cofactor p47. Gene Ontology annotation, molecular function: ubiquitin binding. Gene Ontology annotation, cellular component: nucleus; cytosol. Gene Ontology annotation, biological process: Golgi organization; autophagosome assembly; proteasome-mediated ubiquitin-dependent protein catabolic process. NCBI's taxonomy places the organism in Eukaryota, Metazoa, Arthropoda, Insecta, Hymenoptera, Encyrtidae. The record is from RefSeq and is a predicted model, not a curated record.